UAUGAUAUAAACAGUUUCGAGAGAAAAUGAAAAAGUUGUCAGAAUCUCGAGAACCCUCGAUAUUUUCAAAUCCACGUACGAUAAUUUAUUCUCUUUGUGACUCUAACAUUACCAUUUUUUUUUUAAUUUAUUUAUUUAUAUCCCCAGAAUCACAUUCUUCUUCCUCUGUCUUCCUCUUUGAUUAGAGAUUCUCAAGUUAAUGGUUUAAAGAGUUGGUACAGUUUGAUGGCAUAAAAAUUAAAGCUUUGCUACAAUAGCUUUCAUCCUACAGAAUAGGUUGAUUUUCUCGAGAAAAGUUUGUUCUUUUUUGAUGGGUACGGUUGAAACUCAAUCCAAGGUACCAUCUGGAGGUUCAUCUCCUUUGUCAGAAAACAUCAAGGUUCAAGGUCCAGAGCUGGAGAAGAAGGAGCUCAGUGAAGUUCUUAAUGGGGAGGGAAGUUGUGGGGUUAAUGAGAAUGGGGUUUUUUCUAGCCUUGGAAACCAAGGUUUGGGUGAUGAUGGGGUUGUUGAAGUUGUCAAGAGUAGGGUUUUUGAGGCCAAGGUUUCGGUUAUGAAGGAAAAUGAUUGUCAAGGUUUGGCUGAUUCUGACAUGAAUGGGGUGUCCUCUUUGUUGAAAAUGAGAGAAAGUGGCAGAAGCGCUGUGUUUUCUGGUGAGGGUGCUGAGAAUUUGGAUGAUGUUUCUGCUUGUGAGAGAAGUGCAGCAGAAGGUACUGUUUUGAGUGAGGUUGGUUCAGUAGGAAUUGGUGGGGAAGGCAUAAGAGAUGGGAAGAAAAGUGAGGAGGAAGGAAGAGAUGAAGAUUGUGAUGGCAAAAUUGUGACUAUAGAUGUUCCAAUUGUUGAAACAAUUGAGAAGUUGGAUGAUUUAAGUGAUGAAGGGUGUGGGAAAAUUGUGACUAUAGAUGUUCCAAUUGUAGAAACAGUUGAGAAAAUGGAUGUUGAAGUGGAGGAUUUAAGUGAUGAAGGAUAUGAGUUUUCCAUUGGUGAUUUUGUUUGGGGUAAAAUUAAGAGUCAUGAUUGGUGGCCCGGCCGGGUUUAUGAGCCGUCUGAUGCAUCAGACUUUGCUUUAAGGCUGAAACAAAAUGAUCGACUCCUAGUGGUCUACUUUGGGGAAGGAACCUUUGCUUGGUGCCAUCCAUCACAAUUAAAGCCAUUUGAGGAGAACUUUGAUGGUAUGGUGAAGCAGAAUAGCUCCAGAGCUUUUGUCAAUGCUGUACAAGAGGCUGUGAAUGAGAUUGGAAGGCUACUGAAUAUGAAGCUUAGUCAUUCAUUUGUUUCAAAGAUUACUAGUUCUGAAUUUACUCCACCAUUGUCGAAAAAUUCUGGAAUCAAGGAAGGAGUUCUUGUGCCUGAAAAUGGCAUAGAGAGACUUUCAGCCGUUCCAAUUGCCUCAGCAGAAUUGCUUUCUCUAGUGAAACAAUUUGCACAAACUAUUGCUAUUGCUAGUAUUCUGGAGCUGGAAAUAUUAAAAGCUCACCUCUCAGCCUUUUAUCUGUCAAGAGGAGGUUACAAAUUAGCUGUUUAUGAGGAUCCCCAGCCAGUUCUUGGACUUGAAGAUAGUCUUACAGGUGAAACAGUUGAUGUAGGUAACUGUAAGAGUGCAGUGGAAGCACCAGUCCAAGGGCCAUUUGAAGAGGAGUACUCUACCUUGCCAGUGAGCCCAAAAUUUGGUGAAUUGUGUCAUUCUCUAGGGCUUUCAGGGAAUAGAUUGAUCCAUAGAAGAAAACAGAAAAGCAUUGCUGAAAUUAUGGGGGAGGACAAAGAUGUUCAUUCCAAAGAUAGGGAGGGGGAUGCAACUGAUGAAGUGAUGGAUGCAAUUGGUUCAAGUGGUAGAAAGAAGAGAAAAGGUAGUGAGGAUGCAAGGGCAUCUAAACCAGUUCAGAAGAGAAAAGAGUUGCUUUCAGAUACUGAUAGAAAUGUGCUAAGUGCAGAAAAUGAUGGCAGUGAGGGCAAGGACUCAUCAUUGCAGUCAGAAGAGAAGAAAGAAGCUAUUGGUGGUGAAAACAUUAGCAGUGGGAACAAAAAAGAAGCUGAUGAAGAAGGGAAGGCCAAAGAACUAAAUGAGAAGGGUUCUUUAUCAAGAGAGAGGAAGAAAAGUAAGUACUUGUCCCCUCCCUUCACUACUCUAAUGAAGGGGCUAGGGAAGGGAAACAUAGAUACAGAAUCCAUUAAGGAAGGAAUGACCAGGGCUGCUAGCCAGCUUUCCCCUCCAGUUUUGAAGCGCAAUGAUGAGGCAUUUCAGGAGAAUUUCUCCAAGGGAGUUACCAUAGAGUGGAAGCUUUCUGAUAGCUCAAAUUACCAAACACAAGAAGAUUAUGAGAAGAGGACUAUUGAUCCAAAGAAGAUCCGGGCUCUGUCAGUGGAUGUUCUGUCCAAAAUCCGCGAUGUGGCUAUCAGUCCACAGAUUCCUAGGGAAAGUACUUCUCUGGAUGAAUUUGUGGACUUCAUUUCUGUUUUCAGAAGUUCAUUAUAUCACGAGGGAUCGUUAUACAAAGUAUACAAGAAGCGUCAACCUGGAAGGAAGAGAAAGAAGCUAGAAUCUGUUGGCGUUUUGCGGAAAGAACAAAGUCAAUCUGAUCAUAUGUCACCUGAUCAAGAUUCUCAGCCAACAAAGAGAAGAAAGGAGGCAACUCCCAGCAUGUCAAAAGUGAGGAAAGCUCCUAAAACUGAGAAUGACAAGAAGGGUAGUGAUGAAAAUUCUCAAGCAGCUGUGCUUUUUAUCACAUUUUGGCCAGGAUCCUCUCUGCCUUCAAAAUCUGAUCUUAUCACAGUAUAUAGUAAGUUUGGAGCUUUGGAUGAAACAGAAACAAAUAUGUUCUGUACUAAUUACACUGCUCGAGUGUCCUUCCUAAGAACUUGUGAUGCUGAAAAGGCAUUUAAAGAUUCACAAAACAUGAACCCCUUUCGAUCUUCUGAUGUAACUUUUCAGCUCCAGUAUCUUUCUGCUGGAUCCAAGUUUGGAGAACAUGGUGAAACAUCAAAAAGGUUCAAACCUUCGCCAGCUAAGAAGAAAGACAAGUCUGCAGCCUCACAGGGUAGUGAAGCAUCCAAAUUGAACUUCAUAAAACAGAAACUUCAAGGUUUGACCUCAAUGCUAGAAGCAUCAGAUGGCAAAUCACCUGAUAUGAAGACAAAAUUAGAGAGCGAGAUGAAAGGUCUUUUGGAGGAUGUGAACAAAAUGGUAGAAUCUUCUUCGUCCUAGAUGACACUUAUGAGAGUGGAGAUUGUGUAGCUUAUGAUUAGGGAAGGUUUAGUGACAUUAUGCCAUUUGCUUUUCGUGUUCUGUCUUUGUCCAAUGGUAAUUUUAUUUGACCCUGUGUGCACCGAGCUUUAUUUGAGAUAUUACUCGUUAUACAUAGAUGGGGUUGUGAUAUUAGGUCCUUAUCUAUGUAUGAUAUGUAACCUGUUGCAUGCAUGGUCUUU
Molecule: messenger RNA, 3420 nt
Organism: Gastrolobium bilobum
Lineage: Eukaryota; Viridiplantae; Streptophyta; Magnoliopsida; Fabales; Fabaceae
Product: PWWP domain-containing protein 6-like
Exons: 2
Coding region: 311-3199 (962 amino acids)
Source: RefSeq, a predicted model, not a curated record